GCGGGCGGCAGAUAGACGCGAACCGCCGCCCGAGGCACACAGCGCUCGCAACAUGUGAACCGACCACGCGACCCAACAAAAUGUCCAACUUACGAUAACAAACUUCUCUAAUCGUGAGGCUGCAAAGCAAUACCACUCUUAUUACUCAUUAUAAUAGAGUUUAAAGUAGUUUUUAAAAGCACCAGUAUUAUUACGUGUUAGUAAAUAUCGAUAUAGUUGUUGUUGUGCUUAUUGUCUACUAUAAAGAUGCGCCAAUAUAUCGUCCCCGUGCUGCUCCUAGCGAUAGUGGCACUCUCCUCCAGUAAUGUUCUUCCAAUGUCGCUGAAUGACCUCAACAGAGAACAACUCGGCUUCGACAGCCAACACAAUGACAAUGCAUUUAGUGAUAGAUAUCCUACAAGAAAUAUACUCGAUGAGAUAUUCAAAAUGUACGUUGCACAAGACAACAAACCAGAAUCACAACAUAAUCUCCAACAAAAGUAUGAUGAGGACAAUAAUCUAAAUGAUGAUAUUUACAAUAUAUUAAGUAAAGAUGACAACUACAAUGGGGAGGGUUUUCGAAAAGAACAAUGGCAUAACUAUCCACGACAGUUAGAUCGCCUCCAUCAAUUCUAUGAACACAAUGCGGAUAAAAGGAAUUUCGACCCUGAUCCCAAUAACGAAGGAAACACUGAAGAAAUUGCACCUGAUAAUCCAGACACAAAUUAUAUAACCAACGAAUUUCAAUUAGACAGUAACCCUGCUACGAAUAAUGUCUACGACGCAGUAAUAGGUGCGACUAACCCCUUAUUAAUACUUAAAAUGCGAUUAGCACGCUUGAAUAAAGAUAUUGAUAAUGCGAAUGCCCAUUAUGCUAAUCUUAUAAAUUCUGGACUAGAAUCUAAUAACCUGAGAGAGGAUGAAAAGAAUGAAUUCAGGAAUGAAAACCCCGAAGCGAACGCCAUUAAAGUAAAGCGAGAAGGCGUAGCUAGCUCACAGAAUAACGAGUUAACAGACAAUCCAUCGCAAAAUAAAACGGUGAACAAGAGGAUUUUCUCGCUGUGGAGUCGUCUCCAGAGCCUGAACCACAAAGGUCACGAGCUGCAACACCGGCGACAUCUACACGCGUUCUACGGUCUACCUGAUUCUGAUGGAGGAGGGGCGCUCACGGCAGAAACCAGGGCGACACUCAUGCGACCACCCGGCUCGCCCCUACGUUGGGGAUGAAUAUACUAGAAUCGUUGAAGAGGCUUUGUUAAGUUUCGGUUCCUUUGCAGUUACGUGUUAGAUAAAUAAAUGAGGAAGAUUGAUAGGGACAAAAUGGAAUGUAGCAAGCGUAGGUCAACUCCAAAAAAUGUUGAAACAUUAGCAAAAAUGUUAUUGGCGAAAAUUGUUUCGUUAGAUUCGGGAUUAUUUGCGUACUGAUGCGCUUUGUGGGUUCUUACACGUUUUCGAACGCAGUUAUAUUCUUGUCUUAGUGAUAUGUCUCAAGUAUGGCGAUUAUGUGUAUUUAAAGCAAUAACAUUUGAAGUAUGCUCAGUUUUAUAUAUCGGAGGAUUUUAGAUCUUACUCGUAGUAACGUGCAAAAAAAUUAUAUUCUAUUAUUUUUGUGUUAUUUAUUUUACUAAAAGUAAUGACGGCUCAGUCCGUUUAAUGAUUUACAUAAUUAUGUUUUUUUUUUUUAAAUAAUGUUGUCGUUGAUUGUGUGGAUCAAUGGAUUUCUUUCAAAAUGCUGAAUAGUACAAUAAAACGACCAAAUUAAUACUAUCAUUUAUUAUGGUAGUAAAUCAAUAAUUUUAACAAAGAUUUGUAAUGACUGUUUAUAUAUUCGGUAACAAUAUAUAUAACAAUAAGUAAUCGACUAAAUAGUUAUUCAUGUAUUAAAUUAUUUAUUAAUUUUCGAAUCUUUUGUUAUCGUGUGCAAACUUACAAUGCUUACUGUAUUCUGAACUAUAACUAUUU
This is a messenger RNA of Helicoverpa armigera (cotton bollworm), 1941 nucleotides long. RefSeq lists its product as uncharacterized. NCBI's taxonomy places the organism in Eukaryota, Metazoa, Arthropoda, Insecta, Lepidoptera, Noctuidae. The transcript has 3 exons. The coding region runs from base 247 to 1206 and encodes 319 amino acids. The record is from RefSeq and is a predicted model, not a curated record.